GUUGGUUGUCUCCACUAGCAAGCGCGACAGAAACUUGGACGUCCUACUCCGUUUGAAACUGCUGCGAACAUGGUUGUGAAAGCUGUCUGUGUGUUGAAAGGAGCUGGAGAGACCAGCGGCACCGUGUAUUUUGAGCAGGAGGGUGAUUCAGGCCCUGUGAAGCUGACAGGAGAAAUCUCAGGCCUUACUCCUGGUGAGCAUGGUUUCCAUGUCCAUGCUUUUGGGGACAAUACAAACGGGUGCACCAGUGCAGGCCCUCACUUCAAUCCCCACAACAAGACUCAUGCUGGUCCUAAUGAUGCAGACAGGCAUGUUGGAGACCUGGGGAAUGUGACUGCAGACGGCAGUAAUGUUGCCAAGAUAGAAAUCACUGACAAGAUGCUCAGCCUUAAUGGCCCAUACUCCAUAAUUGGCAGAACUAUGGUGAUCCAUGAGAAGCAAGAUGACCUGGGAAGAGGAGGCAAUGAAGAAAGUAAAAAGACGGGCAAUGCUGGUGCACGCCUGGCAUGUGGUGUUAUUGGCAUCGCCCAAUAGAUACUCUGCUAGAAUGUGCAGCACUGGAAGAAAAAAAUCUCCCCACAGCACUUAAUAAGACCAACGUAGCUACUUAAUGUGACAGUUUGUCCUUUUUCAAUUCUCUGUGGCUUUGUAUUGACUGAGGGUAGGUGAUUCGUGCUUUAUCCUGUCCGUUCCUCAUGACAAUUGUGUGUAUGGGUUUGUAUGUCUGCUGAUUAGUUUUGGUCCCAAAGAAUUGUUAACGCACAAGUAAUAAAAAUGUAUACAAUUUACAA
Centropristis striata (black sea bass) is the source of this 791-nucleotide messenger RNA. It is a transcript of the gene sod1, whose product is annotated as superoxide dismutase 1, soluble. Gene Ontology annotation, molecular function: superoxide dismutase activity; copper ion binding. Gene Ontology annotation, biological process: removal of superoxide radicals. The transcript has 5 exons. The record is from RefSeq and is a predicted model, not a curated record. NCBI's taxonomy places the organism in Eukaryota, Metazoa, Chordata, Actinopteri, Perciformes, Serranidae. Gene Ontology annotation, cellular component: peroxisome; mitochondrion; nucleus. The coding region runs from base 70 to 534 and encodes 154 amino acids.